GCGCAUGCGCGGGGGGAGGGGGCUUGCGAAUGUAUGUAUAUAUGCAUGUAUAUGGGGAGGGGGCGUACGCUUUCUCCCUUUGCACCAAGACUCGGCUUUCUUUGCGGCAAGAUCGUGGCUGAAAUUCCCGAUGUGAUGUUAAAGUUAAGGGAGAUGGUGGCUCUGAGCAUGUGCAGAAUGCUGCUCGAAGAAGUAGUAGGGAGGCACCCCCUAUGCAUAUCCCCUCUAUAUGGAACCGUUCUGUGUGUGUGCAUGUGAAUUUUUUUGGCUCCAGGGCUCCACCGCAGAAUGGUUCGUCAUACCAAAAUCCAGCUCUAAGCAGGCUUUGUGAAGUUAAGGGGGAUAGAAAGGAUGUAGGGCUUCCAAACUCCCUUUCCUGCAGAGCAAGUAACUUGCUGAGUGAUGAAGAAAACAAGAAACUUUUUGGGAAAUGCAAUAACGCCAAUGGACAUGGGCACAACUACAAAGUGGAAGUAACUGUACGUGGAGAGAUUGAUCCUACUACUGGGAUGGUGAUCAACCUCACAGAUCUGAAAGACUACAUGGAGGAAGCUAUCAUGGAGCCUCUCGAUCACAAGAAUCUGGAUAAAGAUGUUCCCUACUUUGCUGAAGUCGUAAGCACUACAGAGAAUGUUGCCGUGUACAUUUGGGAAAACCUCCAGAAGCACCUUCCUAAGGGGACUCUUUAUAAAGUCAAAGUGUAUGAAACAGACAAGAACGUUGUUGUUUACAAGGGAGAGGGGACCAUUCCGGAGAAAUGAAGAUGCCUUUGUCUUGAUGCCUUUGAUCUAGUGCUGGUGAAAGAACCCAAUCAACCGGAAGAUUAAUGAGCUUUAACUGCUAAGUGUAGCCAUGAGAAUGUAUCUUAUUUGUUAAAGAUAUGCUAUAACAGAAAGACAGCAAGGCUUUUGUGAAGGAAGUGAAUCUUUUGUGCAGUUCUGUGCUGUUGAAAUUUGUUGCUGUCUUGAUGUGUCAAAGUGUCCUCUAUUUUUCUAGAUACAGUGGUACCUCGGGUUACAGACGCUUCAGUUUACAGACUCCGCUAACCCAGAAAUAGUACCUCGGGUUAAGAACUUUGCUUCAGGAUGAGAACAGAAAUCGUGCAGCGGCGGUGUGGCAGCAGCGGGAGGCCCCAUUAGCUAAAGUGGUACCUCAGGUUAAGAACAGUUUCAGGUUAAGAACAGACCUCCAGAACGAAUUAAGUUCUUAACCCAAGGUAUCACUGUAGCAAGAAAGAUGUAGUUUCUCUGCCCUUUUGUAUCUGUUUCCGUUUACAUGGCACAAGAGAGGAGUCACACCAAUUCAAAAUCCUGAGUACUUACUCCAUCUGGCAGCAGCUUUUCAUGGUCUAAGGCAGAGAAGGUGUUUCACUGAUCCCAUUAUUUCAGUGGUGGAGGGACCUCCAGCCCACAGGCCUCAUUAGACCUGGAACAGAUCCCAUGUUUGGUCUGCAAGGCCAUUUCCCCCAAAUCAGAGGCACCCUUCCCCCAUUUGAUGGAAUAUGUGGCACCAUGCGUCCGGCAGUUAAAGACUUUACUCCAAAGGAACAAUUGGGGUACUUAAUGUGAGCUCCCAAUUGCUCCUUGACAAGUGGGGCUCGCUGACAGCUGAGUAGCACUGAUAGAGAUCCUCAAUGGGAUUGACUGCACCAGGCCGUUCCCCAUUGGGAGCUCCCUAGUGCAGCUUGGGGCCUUAUUGAUAGCUGGAGAUGCCAUGGAUUGAACUUGGGACCUACAUAGAAAGCAUGUCCUCUCUUGUUGAGUUGGCCGCGGUCUUUUCCCUUUACUCCUAUCAGGGUCCCCAGUUCAGAUCUCACUUCUGCCAUGAAUUUAGGCUAUGUUCACACACCACUUAUCGAAUUGAUGGAGACCGAGCACUUGGGUUUUCUACGUAGUCCACACACAAUCUAGCUCUGUUGCAUAUUUUUUUUGCCCCUGAAAAACACCAAUUUAGAAAACUGGUUUUAUUCCAAAAAUAAAAGGUCGUUGCAGAUUGA
This is a messenger RNA of Zootoca vivipara (common lizard), 1996 nucleotides long. Its product is annotated as 6-pyruvoyl tetrahydrobiopterin synthase. Gene Ontology annotation, biological process: tetrahydrobiopterin biosynthetic process. The record is from RefSeq and is a predicted model, not a curated record. NCBI's taxonomy places the organism in Eukaryota, Metazoa, Chordata, Lepidosauria, Squamata, Lacertidae. Gene Ontology annotation, cellular component: mitochondrion. Gene Ontology annotation, molecular function: 6-pyruvoyltetrahydropterin synthase activity.